CAGUGACGUCACCGCGCGGUCAUUGGGCGAGCGCGCAGCGAACUGAAUUCGGCUGAAAAAAAAAGAUUAUUUCACAACAACAAGGACAGCCGCUCUCGCUGCUCUCAGUAAGACAAGCGUGCACUUUAUGACGAGACGUUUUUAUUCCCCAAAAGACAUCGGAUGUCACAAUGGCUGCAAACUUCACCAUAUCAGACAGCGAGUCGGAGCCCUCCGAGGAGGUAGAAGAAGGGGACAACACCCAACCCCCUUCUGGACGGGACCGGAAACUCCCCCAAAGUCUCACACUUGCCUUACCCGAGCUUCGAAUGGGAGGUCGUAUCAGGCUCAACUCGGAGUCCCACGCUUCCACUGUGUCCCGGGACGAGGAGCUCCAAGGCAGGGGGGAAGAGGAUGCUGGCACGCCCACAGACGGUGGUCCGUUCCGGGGUCGCUCAAAGUCGGCUCCUCCUGAGCUCUGGGCCGCCAAGAAGUAUGGGCGGCAGCUGCGGCGAAUGAGCGACGAGUUCGACAAACUGUUUGACAAAGGGGAGAUCAAGAAGUUGAACGCCGGGACGUCCAGGGUAAUGCACCACUCCAAAACCUGGUGGAGUGCCCUGUUCAGCCACCAGGAGAUUGAGGGCGAGAACAACCACCAUGAGAAUCACACUCAUCGCACUGAGUAGGGCUGCGGAAUGAAGACGAACGACAAAGCUGUGACUGGACAGAGGACAGGAAGACAAGGAAGAGGGAAGGAGCGGCGGUACACAGUGACACUGAGGUGCCUGCUUCGGUCUCUUUUCUUCAGACUACAUUUAAUCAGCCGUAUUUUGUGUUUGAUAUGGUUGUGGCGUCAUUGUUGGGGAGGUGUUUUUAAAAAUGGUCUCACAACAACACUAUGCAACAGAAAGUGACGGACAGAGGAUGGGGGGGUGUGGCACACGUCACGUCAUGCGUCAGGUCUUCUGAGGCACAAACACCAAGUGUUCGAAUGGACCUCAAAUACCAUUUGGACCAACUUGACUCAACAAUCAUGAACAUGUUUUUAUUGUAGCCAUCCAGUGCAGUGCAAACGUCUUUGGUCACCUCUGUAUUUUUUUAAUAAGCAGCAUUUUGAGUCAUUACAAGGACUGGUGCUCUUUUUUGUAUCGAUAAGGGUUCACUUAAAGAAUGGCAGCUCAAGUGUCACACAUGUACUCCAUUAACUAUACACUCUUUAUACAUUACCGUAUAUAUUAGUUUUGUAUUAGGGCCAGACCGAAACAAACAUGAGAAAAGUCAUUUUUUUAAAGAAAGAACAUGAAUACUAAAAGAUACAAGUCAAAAUAUUAAAAUGCAAUAAAGAAAAAUGCAAAUUUUGGGAGUACUUUGUACUCCCAAAAUUUGUACUGUACAUUGAGUACUAUGCGAAUAUUUAUGAAACUGUACUUUUAAACCAUUUACGUCAUUAUUGUCAUAAAACUAGCAACUUUUUCUCAUGUAAAUUAUUAAUUUACCAAUCUUGUAAAAUUACCCUUUUUGUAGUACCUUUUUUCUUCUCAGAUGUACUGUACUCAUGUAAAACAACACUUUAAUAAUGGCUUUAUUCACAGUUUUCUCAUAAUACAUGUUUAAUUUUAUUUUUUUCGGUGUGGUCCUAAACUACCAAGUUACUGGAAAACAGGAAAAGUGAAUAAGUACAGCAGACAACAA
Messenger RNA from Nerophis lumbriciformis (worm pipefish), 1671 nucleotides. It is a transcript of the gene badb, whose product is annotated as BCL2 associated agonist of cell death b. Lineage: Eukaryota; Metazoa; Chordata; Actinopteri; Syngnathiformes; Syngnathidae. Gene Ontology annotation, biological process: apoptotic process. The record is from RefSeq and is a predicted model, not a curated record.